AGAGCAGCAUAGUAGCGUAUAUGACAAACCGUGCGCUGUUCUGCGAGAGUCGAGUUCUCUCUCGCUCGGCGACCGCGUCGGACGUGCAGCACGAGCGAGAAAAAGGGAAAGGAAUCGCGUGCAGCAGUGAUAAUACACAUACGCAUACACCGCAGCGUUGUCGAGAGCAACAGCGAGACUCUCUCGUACGGCCCGCUGGUGUGUUUGUUGCAGCAGUGCUUGGCGUUGAUGCCGCCGUCGCCGUCAGCAUCGCGUCGAGGAGGAGCUCCCGCCGGCUGCCCGCAACUGUGACCUGUGUGUGUGUGUGCGUGCGCGCGCGUGUGUGUGUGUGUAGAGAGGGAGCGCGCGCGCGGGCGCGUGUGACGACGACUUCUUCCAGCAGCGAGUGCGAGAGAACCGCCGACGUGUUGUGUCCUCCCGAGGAGUUGUUGGACUCGCAGCAGAAUGGCCUCCGACGAGGAAGUCGACGAGAGCUUUGCGGGGGAAGAUGAAGUCGAGGAAUCCGGCAACCAGGUGUCCAGCGCCGGCCAAGCUGUCGAGGGUUCGUCAGACGCCGAAGACGCACAAAGACUAGAGGAGGACGACGAUUACGAGCCCGAGGAGCGCAAGAAGAAGAAGGGCAAGAAGCGGAAAGCCCGAAGCGAGGACAAAAAGGGCAAGAAGAAAAAGAAAAAGAAAAAGUCCGACUCCGGAGAUGAAAGCGACUUCGGAGGAGGCGGUGGCGGUGGAGAGAACGCCGACCUUGCUGGCGAUGACAGCGACUACGCGGGUAACCGCAAGAGCCGCAAAUCCUCGUCGCGCAAGUCGUCGAGCCACUCGACGCCCGCACCGGCGACCCAGGGCCAACAGGAGCCCGCAACUGGGAUGCCUACGAUAGAGGAGGUCUGCAGUACUUUCGGUCUCACCGACGUCGCCAUCGAGUACACCGACGCCGAUUUUCAGAACCUCACCACCUACAAGCUGUUCCAACAGCACGUCAGGCCACUGCUUGCAAAGGAGAAUCCCAAGGUACCGAUGUCCAAGUUGAUGAUGUUGGUAGCUGCAAAGUGGAGAGACUUUUCAGAAUUGAAUCCACACACGCAGCCUGAGAUCGACAUGUCGACUCAGUCGAUCGAUGAGGACAACAGGAAUUCCAGAUCGAACAGAAGUGCCGUGGCACAGGACGACGAUGACGACGAGGACGACGAAGACAGUGAUCGCAAGAAAAAAUCGCGUAGUUCAAGGACAAGCAAGAAGGGCAAGAAAACUUCGAAAGUUCCGACUCUCAAGAUUAAGUUAGGAAAGCGCAAGCGAGGCAGUUCGGAUGAGGAGAUUGAAGGAAGCGGACCUGGUUCCGAUAGGGACUCGGAUAUGGAGUUUGAACAGAUGUUGGCCGACGCCGAGGAUGUUCCACCGACGGAAAACAACACUAAACCAGAAGAAACGAACGCUGAGGCACCUGCCGAACCGCCAGUGCGCAGGAAGGCGAAGACCAAAAUCGGCAACAAAACUAAGAAGAAAAAGAAGACGAAGACUACGUCCAAAUUCCCUGAUGGAGAGGGUGAUCACCAAGACUAUUGUGAAGUGUGUCAACAAGGUGGAGAGAUUAUUUUAUGUGAUACCUGUCCUCGAGCUUAUCAUCUUGUUUGUUUGGAACCCGAAUUGGAGGAGACACCCGAAGGAAAAUGGAGUUGUCCACAUUGCGAGAACGAUGGUGCAUUAGAGGAUGAUGAUGAACAUAUGGAGUUCUGUAGAGUAUGUAAGGAUGGCGGCGAGUUGUUGUGCUGCGACAGCUGCACGAGCGCUUACCACACGCAUUGUCUGAAUCCACCUCUGACCGAGAUUCCCGAUGGUGACUGGAAGUGUCCACGCUGUUCUUGCCCGCCCCUCUUUGGCAAGGUCGCCAAGAUUCUGACCUGGCGCUGGAAAGAGGUGAUGGAUCCGCCGUCCGAGGAACCCUCGACGAGCAAGGCUUCCUCUUCUGGAAAGCCGCGUAAGAUUCGCGAGUUCUUCGUCAAGUGGGUCGACAGGUCGUACUGGUACUGCGAUUGGGUGACCGAGCUACAGCUCGAUGUUUUCCACCCACUCAUGUUUAGAAACUAUUCGCGCAAGUACGAUAUGGACGAGCCACCCAAACUCGAGGAGCCCCUGGAUGAGAGUGAUGGCCGCGUCAAGCGGCUCAGAGACGUUGACAAGGACAAUCUCGCGCUGCGCGAUGAGUACAAUUUGGAGGAGCGUUUCUACCGCUUCGGCGUCAGGCCCGACUGGUUGGUCGUCCACCGCGUCAUCAAUCAUCGGCUGCAGCGUGACGGACGAGCCCUGUAUUUGGUCAAAUGGCGCGAACUUGGUUAUGAUCAAGCCACCUGGGAAGAUGAAAACGCAGACAUUCCAGGCCUCAAAACGGCUAUUGAGUAUUAUCUGGACCUGAGGGCCGCAAAUUGCGCCGAUGGUCCUCCCUCUAGAAAGGGCAAAAAGGGCAAGGGUAAAAAAUCCAAGACGAAGGAGAUUAUUGAUGACGAAGAGAGAACGCCGAGGAGGUACACUCCGCCGCCCGAUAAGCCAACCACGGAUCUCAAGAAGAAGUAUGAGAGACAACCCGAGUACCUGGAUUGUACUGGCAUGCAGUUGCAUCAUUAUCAGUUAGAGGGUUUGAACUGGUUGCGAUAUUCGUGGGGACAGGGAAUCGACACAAUUCUUGCCGACGAGAUGGGUCUAGGAAAAACUAUCCAGACAAUUACAUUUUUAUAUUCACUUUAUAAAGAGGGUCACUGCAAGGGUCCAUUUUUAGUGUCAGUACCUCUUUCGACCAUUAUUAAUUGGGAAAGAGAGUUUGAAACUUGGGCUCCAGAUUUUUAUUGUGUUACAUAUGUUGGUGACAAGGACAGUCGUAUGGUGAUUCGAGAAAAUGAACUGUCUUUCGAGGAGGGCGCGGUACGCGGUGGACGAGCAUCCAAGAUCCGCUCCUCGCAAAUCAAAUUCAAUGUCCUGUUGACGAGUUAUGAGUUGAUAUCGAUCGAUUCGGCCUGCCUGGGCUCGAUUGAUUGGGCUGUACUCGUCGUCGACGAAGCUCAUCGUCUCAAGUCCAAUCAGUCCAAGUUCUUUAGGCUGUUGGCUUCCUAUAACAUCGCAUACAAACUGCUACUUACGGGUACGCCGUUGCAGAACAACUUGGAAGAGUUAUUCCAUCUGCUCAAUUUCUUGUGUCGCGACAAGUUCAACGACUUGUCGGCCUUCCAGAACGAAUUCGCCGAUAUCUCGAAAGAGGAUCAGGUGAAGAAGUUGCAUGAGAUGUUGGGACCUCACAUGUUGCGACGUUUGAAAGCUGAUGUGUUGAAGAAUAUGCCUAGCAAAUCCGAAUUUAUUGUGCGAGUCGAACUUUCGCCUAUGCAGAAGAAGUAUUACAAGUACAUCUUGACGCGAAACUUUGAGGCGCUGAAUCCCAAAGGUGGCGGCCAGCAGGUCUCGCUACUCAACAUCAUGAUGGACUUGAAGAAGUGUUGUAAUCAUCCGUACCUGUUCCCGGCGGCAUCACAAGAAGCCCCAACCGGACCCAAUGGCAAUUACGAGACCUCGGCUCUGAUCAAAGCCGCUGGAAAACUUGUUCUGCUCAGUAGGAUGUUAAAGAAACUUCGAGAUGACGGCCACAGAGUUCUCAUUUUCUCGCAGAUGACAAAAAUGUUAGAUCUGUUGGAGGAUUAUCUUGAGGGUGAGGGUUACAAGUACGAAAGAAUCGACGGUAACAUCACAGGAACACAGAGACAGGAAGCUAUCGAUAGAUUUAACGCACCGGGAGCUCAACAAUUUGUAUUUCUGCUAUCCACCAGAGCUGGUGGUUUAGGUAUUAACUUGGCAACGGCCGAUACUGUGAUAAUCUAUGACUCCGACUGGAAUCCGCACAAUGACAUUCAGGCCUUCAGUCGUGCCCAUCGUAUAGGUCAGGCCAACAAGGUCAUGAUCUACCGCUUCGUAACGCGUAACUCUGUAGAGGAACGUGUCACUCAGGUGGCCAAACGUAAGAUGAUGCUUACCCAUUUGGUUGUAAGACCUGGUAUGGGCGGCAAAGGCGCUAACUUUAGCAAACAAGAGCUCGACGAUAUUCUACGUUUCGGUACCGAGGAGCUGUUCAAGGAAGAGGAAGGCAAGGAAGACGAAGCCAUCCACUACGACGACAAGGCUGUUGCCGAGUUGCUCGAUCGUAGUAAAGAAGGUAUUGAACAGAAGGAAAAUUGGGCGAACGAGUAUCUCAGUUCGUUCAAGGUCGCGUCGUACGUGACGAAAGAGGAACAAGAUGAAGAAACAGACACGGAGAUCAUCAAGCAGGAAGCCGAAAACACCGACCCCGCCUACUGGAUCAAGCUGCUGAGACACCACUACGAACAGCAACAGGAAGAUAUCGCGAGGACGUUAGGCAAAGGCAAGCGCGUCAGGAAGCAGGUAUGCCGAUAUGUUAACUACAACGACGGUGGCGUGACCGGUGAUCAGGGAACGCGCGACGACCAACCUUGGCAGGACAACAUGUCCGAUUAUAACAGCGACUUCAGCGCGCCGAGCGACGACGACAAAGAGGAUGACGACUUCGACGAGAAGGGCGAGGGUGACUUGCUGUCUCGUCGCAGUCGGCGUCGGCUGGAGCGUCGCGACGAGAAAGAUCGGCCACUACCGCCUCUGCUUGCCCGAGUCAACGGUAACAUCGAGGUGCUCGGCUUCAACGCGCGCCAGCGCAAGGCAUUCCUCAAUGCGAUCAUGCGAUACGGCAUGCCGCCCCAGGACGCCUUCAACUCGCAGUGGCUCGUCCGUGAUUUACGAGGAAAAUCGGAAAAGAACUUCAAAGCCUAUGUCUCGUUGUUCAUGCGGCAUCUGUGUGAACCCGGCGCGGAUAACGCUGAAACCUUUGCGGACGGCGUACCGCGCGAAGGCUUGAGCCGUCAGCACGUGCUUACGCGUAUCGGUGUCAUGUCGCUGAUUCGUAAAAAGGUUCAAGAAUUCGAGCAUAUAAACGGCUAUUACUCGAUGCCCGAGAUGAUCCGUAAACCCGUAGAGCCGGUGAAGACGGCCGAGGGCGGUGCUGCGGCGACGGCGACGACGCCAGCUGCUGCCGGAGCGGCAGCUACGGCAACAAGCGAUGGAGCGGCCACAGGCUCUGCGAGCAGUACCAACGCGACGACACCCGCAACCUCGAACGCGCCCAGUCCCAGUCCUGCGGUGACACCGGCACCGGCGGCUGACGGAGUUGCUGCUGCUACGGCGACUAAAGAAGAGUCGAAAGAUAAGGAGGCUGGUAGCGAAGACGGCAAGGAGAAGGAGGCGAGCGAGGGUGCAGCCGUGAAGGAAGAGGUGAAAGAAGAAGAUAAACCUUCCGAGAACGCCGAAGAAGAUGGAAAAGAAAAGGAAGAAGUGAAGAAGGAGGAGAAGGAAUCUUCGGCUGAGGCGGACAAACCGGCCGCCGAGGCAAAGGAAACGGAGAAGGCUGAUGCCAAGGAGACGGAGAACUCCGAGAUUAAGGAAGAAAAAUCCGAAGAGAAGCCUGCAUCGGCGACCGAAAACGCAGAAACGAAAGCCAAACCUGAAGUUGCAGCGGAGGAAGACGUGGUUAUCGUUAAGGAUGAUGAAGAUGAAGGCAAGGACGGUGAUAAGAAGGAGGAGUCCAAGGAUAAAGACAAAGAUUCAAAGGACAAAGAUAGCAAAGAUGGUGCGGACGCGGACGGUGUCAAGCCCAAGCGCAAGUUCAUGUUUAACAUAGCGGAUGGUGGCUUUACCGAACUGCACACUCUUUGGCUGAACGAGGAGAAGGCUGCGGUGCCCGGUCGCGAGUACGAAAUAUGGCACAGGCGACACGACUACUGGUUGUUGGCUGGUAUCGUUACCCACGGCUAUGGUCGCUGGCAAGACAUUCAGAACGAUAUCAGAUUUGCCAUAAUCAACGAACCAUUCAAGAUGGACGUGGGCAAGGGCAACUUCCUUGAAAUCAAGAACAAGUUCCUGGCCAGGAGAUUCAAGCUGCUCGAGCAGGCUCUCGUUAUCGAGGAACAGCUGCGCAGAGCCGCAUACUUGAAUCUUACCCAGGACCCCAACCAUCCGGCCAUGAGCCUGAACGCGAGGUUUGCCGAGGUAGAGUGCCUCGCCGAGUCCCACCAGCAUCUCAGCAAGGAGAGCCUGGCUGGAAACAAACCUGCCAAUGCAGUAUUGCAUAAGGUGCUUAAUCAAUUAGAGGAACUUCUCUCUGACAUGAAGUCCGACGUAAGUCGAUUGCCGGCUACUUUGGCUCGCAUACCACCUGUAGCUCAAAGACUACAAAUGUCCGAGCGAUCGAUUCUCAGUCGACUGGCAGCGACUGCUCCCGGUAACAACAGCACGCAGACCGGACAGGCUGCACUAUUGGCACAACAAUUCCCCCCUGGUUUCACCGGUGGUCAGAUACCGGCCACAUUUGCCGGUGCCGCCAACUUCGGGAACUUCAGGCCACAAUAUUCAGUGCCCGGACAGCCACCUCAAGGUUUUGCAGCUUGAGUGACGUGAGCAGCAGACUUUGCGGCAGUACAAUGAAAAUCAGACGACUCACAGCGUCCAGGGUACAUCACACUUUGGGCUGAUGCUGGGAGAAUGAAUGGCUAGCGCGCUGUGUAAUCUUAUUUUUCAUAAACCACACAAUUUCUAGCUGAAUUCUCACUAGAUAAGGAUCUUUUAAGGAUAUGCGCUAAACGUAAAUAAUUAAUAACAGUACUAUCCUAAACAAUAAUUGAAAAGACACGUUUCUCCUGUAUUUAUUAUGUGUAUACAUUCAUCGAAUCGAAAAAAACUCUUUUGUAUUGUCAAAAUAUGGAUAUGGAUAUAAGCGAUCGUUCAUCCCUCCGAUCGGUAAGAGCAAAAAAAAUGCGCCAGCGUUUAUCGUAUGUAAUAAGUACACAUUACUUAAAUUUAUUUAAGCAAAACUGUAUUUUUAUUUGGAGACUAAGAUAAACUUUGUUCGAGGAA
Messenger RNA from Nasonia vitripennis (jewel wasp), 6951 nucleotides. RefSeq names its product chromodomain-helicase-DNA-binding protein Mi-2 homolog (gene Mi-2). The record is from RefSeq and is a predicted model, not a curated record. The coding region runs from base 445 to 6486 and encodes 2013 amino acids. Gene Ontology annotation, biological process: negative regulation of transcription by RNA polymerase II; chromatin remodeling. Gene Ontology annotation, cellular component: chromatin; nucleus. Gene Ontology annotation, molecular function: ATP binding; ATP hydrolysis activity; DNA binding. NCBI's taxonomy places the organism in Eukaryota, Metazoa, Arthropoda, Insecta, Hymenoptera, Pteromalidae. The transcript has 17 exons.